CGGCGUAUGUCACUCUACCCGAACGGAAUGAGUGCAAUUCAAAACCAGUGGAUUUGACUUCGCCGCUGAAACCUUCAGGUGUAUCAUGUGGGCACGUGUGGGUCUUCUAGGUUCAGUGGGCCUUGGGUCGAUGUUUUGGUCUCAAAAGAAUAAGACCGAAGUAUCUCCAUACGAGCUUAAAUUAAUCCAAGUUCUAUUCAGACACGGGGCAAGAACCCCACUGAAAUCUAUACCGGAUGUGUUCGAGGCACAAUGGGUCCCUGAGCUACUCGAAGCUCCUGCUCACACUGAAAUGGACUAUAAGGUUACAGACCUACAAGGAGGACCUAGACCCCCAUCUCCAGUGGAGGAAAGCUACAGAGCCAAAAUCUUGACAGGUGGAACUUAUCCAGGUCAGCUGACCACACUGGGCAUGCAACAGCUGUACGAUCUUGGAGUGAAGCUGCGAAAGAGAUACAUAGAGGACGUGCCGUUCCUCACAUCUUCUUUCAGUCCCAAAGAAGUUUACAUUCGCUCAACCAACAUCGUACGGACUAUUGAGUCUGCAAAAUGUUUGGUGGCAGGACUGUUCCAACAGGAACAAGCAGGUGUUGUGCCCAUUCUCACUGAUAAGGCAGAGAACGAGGUCCUCUACCCCAACUAUUAUGGAUGCAAACUGCUUAAGCUGCUAUCUGGUCCUCGCUGGACAGAGUCAUCCACUCUUCCGGACAUCGCCGCAGACCUGCGUAGCAUCCAGAGCGCGUUGGGGGUCGAUCCUCAUCAACACCUCGACUUCAUCCUCAUUAGAGAUGACAUGGUGGCAAGAGAGACUCAUGGCCUGCCAGUUCCUACGGCUCUAGAGCAUUGGAGAAAUACAGUUGAAAAGAGAGCAGUAGAUAUGGUCUGUCACAUCUAUGAGCCCAGUAAGAGGCAGAUUGUCAAGAUGUGUGUGGGUCCUUUUUUUAACAUACUGCUGACCAACAUUGAAGACAAAGUACAGGGAACAACCUCUAACCCAGACAGAAAAUUGUUCCUGUACUCUGUGCAUGACACCACAUUGAUGCCGUGUCUCAUGGCUUUGGGAGUUUUUGACAUGAAAUGGCCUCCUUAUGCUGCUGACAUCACACUGGAGUUGCAUCAGCACCGGCAAACUAAACAGCACUAUGUUAAAGUUUCCUACAUUGGCCAGGAUCAAAAAAUCCCAGGUUGCAGUGACGUGUACUGCCCGCUGAAUGAGUUUAAAGAGGCACUGGCUGUUUACUCUCUACCUGAUGAGCGGUACCAGGCCCUCUGCAACAGUACUGAGGACCAGCUCAAACUGUGAUAUUUUCCUCCAGAAAACACAGAUAUUAUCCAUCAGUGUGAGCUCUUAAAGCCCUCCAAACUGAACAGCAUCAGAUGUCUAACGUAAAUAUUAAAUUGCUGUUAAAAUACAAAGUGGAACUUGAAGCCUUUUUAUCUUUUAUAGGUUAGUACAAUAUGCUAAUAAAUUAUGAUACAAUAAAGACUUCCCUCCCGAGAUGU
This is a messenger RNA of Triplophysa rosa, 1503 nucleotides long. RefSeq names its product acid phosphatase 6, lysophosphatidic (gene acp6). The coding region runs from base 86 to 1303 and encodes 405 amino acids. Gene Ontology annotation, biological process: dephosphorylation. The transcript is spliced from 11 exons. NCBI's taxonomy places the organism in Eukaryota, Metazoa, Chordata, Actinopteri, Cypriniformes, Nemacheilidae. The record is from RefSeq and is a predicted model, not a curated record. Gene Ontology annotation, molecular function: phosphatase activity.